This is a messenger RNA of Erigeron canadensis, 357 nucleotides long. RefSeq names its product dolichyl-diphosphooligosaccharide--protein glycosyltransferase subunit 4A. NCBI's taxonomy places the organism in Eukaryota, Viridiplantae, Streptophyta, Magnoliopsida, Asterales, Asteraceae. The transcript is spliced from 2 exons. The record is from RefSeq and is a predicted model, not a curated record. The coding region runs from base 95 to 208 and encodes 37 amino acids.
CCAAAUAUCCAAUUCAGUAGUAGUAACAGUAGUAUUAACUGGGUCUUGGCGAUCAGUGUGUGAGCAAACUAGUGAAAUUUCCGUCUUCAAAACGAUGUUUGACGAUCAGGAUCUGGGAUUCUUUGCCAACUCUCUAGGCAUCAUCAUUUUCUUUCUGGUUAUUGCUUAUCAUUUUGUCAUGGCUGAUCCCAAGUAUGAAGGCAACUAAUGGCUAUUUUAGAUUGUAUCAGACAUGUUAGGGGAUUGGAUAUUUUUGAUGGGGAUUCUAUCUAAAAAUGUAAUGCAAUAAAUCUGCUUGACCUUGAGAAGCUGCAGCAUAUGAGUAAAAAUCUAUAAAGAUACAUUGGUUAUAUCGAA